Messenger RNA from Conger conger (European conger), 1517 nucleotides. RefSeq names its product grass carp reovirus (GCRV)-induced gene 2o (gene gig2o). Bases 487 to 1113 code for a protein of 208 amino acids. Gene Ontology annotation, molecular function: NAD+ poly-ADP-ribosyltransferase activity. Gene Ontology annotation, cellular component: cytoplasm. The record is from RefSeq and is a predicted model, not a curated record. NCBI's taxonomy places the organism in Eukaryota, Metazoa, Chordata, Actinopteri, Anguilliformes, Congridae. The transcript is spliced from 2 exons.
GGCCUCUAGUGGUGAGAAAUAGAAUUUAGAUUGCAGUCGUUGACUUCCGUUUGCCAGUCGUCUCAAGUCAUUAACUGCUAUAAAAGCAAUGUUUCAACACAACUUUUACGUACAUUCUAAAGACAAGGGUUCCAAAUAGGACCCUGUGAUUCCGUAGUAGAAACGCACUGUAGAUAAAAGUUUCUUAAACUUAAACAAAAUAGUUGUUUGUAUUGGAUGUUUCACAACUAUGCAGGGUUCAAUAAAGAACAUAGUUUCAUAACUAUGCAGGGUUCAAUAAAGAACAAAAAAGGGUUCCCAUAUGGCAUCAAACCAAAUAGCCUUUUUUUUCUAAGGGUGUAGUUUCGUUUUACAGAAACUGAAACUGAAACGACCACGCUGCCUUUGGACACUCGGUAGUUGGUGAAUCUUUCAAAACCACAUCGGGCCUUGAAGACGUUGUCAGGUAUAUUAAGAUCAUUCAAAGGUUUAUCCUUAAAACUGAAGAUGCCAGUCACUUUUUCAGGGUGGCAGGUGGUGGAGGGCAGAAAGAAGCUGCAUAGGGGUGAGGAGCCUGAGAGAGGGCAGGCCUACACCAUGUACCACGGCACGCACAUGCAAAAUGCCCACAUUAUCAUCACCAAUGGAUUCCAGCGCUCCAAAGAUGGUCUUCUUGGGGAGGGCGUGUACAUUAGCCGAAACAUAGAGAAAGCCAAGUGCUACCCGCUGUCUGUGGAUAAGAAAGAUAGGGUGAUCUUUAAGCUGCGGGUGCAGGUGGGCAAAGUGAAGAAGAUUGACAGUGACAACCACCCUCUACAGAAAUCAUGGCACCAGAACGGCUAUGACUGUGCCUGGGUUCCCCCAAAUAGCAACAUCACCACCAUCAAAUCAGGCCGAGAAGAGGACUGUGUGUGGGACCCCAGCAGGAUCAAGAUCGUGGACGUGGCUUGCUGUAUGGACGGGGCCAAGAGGAAGGAUCUCCGCAAGCUGAUAAAGUCUCAGGGGAUGUCAGAAGGAGUGUGCACCCUCUGCCAUAAAGACAUGGGCACUGGUCCACAUCCGAUCCAAAACUGCUGGCAGUGCAACAAGUCUAUCUGUCCCUUCCAAUGGAAACAUUUCUGUGACCAAAACUGAGACAUGUCAUUCAGGAAAAGUCUCAACUAGAUAACUCUGGCUAUGUUCACACUGCAGCUAAAUACACUCCCAAAAAUUGAAAAAAGUGAACAUAGCAACACUUACAAAUGGGAAUCGUGUUUAUUGAACACUAGACCUAAACAUUAUUUUCUUAACUGCAUUUUGAAAUUAGGUCUUCAGAAAUAAAGAUGAUAAUGUAAAUAUAUUGUUAUAAUUAGCUUGAAGUGCAUGUAAUAAUGGUAUCACCAUAGCACUUGUAUUUUCUAUUCUUCAAAAACAACAGAUUGUGGGCCAGAGUUAGUGAAGCCCUCUAUUACUAUGAUAGGACAAAUUAAGAACUGUAAAACAAAAUUAUAAUUAUAAGAUGACUAUUAAAAAUAAAACCCUUAAGUCAUCAUACUAAA